This is a messenger RNA of Elgaria multicarinata webbii, 2612 nucleotides long. RefSeq names its product immunoglobulin superfamily DCC subclass member 3-like. Gene Ontology annotation, molecular function: protein binding. The record is from RefSeq and is a predicted model, not a curated record. NCBI's taxonomy places the organism in Eukaryota, Metazoa, Chordata, Lepidosauria, Squamata, Anguidae. Gene Ontology annotation, biological process: cell-cell adhesion. The transcript has 14 exons. Bases 1 to 2211 code for a protein of 736 amino acids.
AUGGGAACCUCACCCCAAGAGCGUCACGUGGGCCGGGCAGAUGGGCACGGCGGAGGCCUGGCCCAUCCUUCAGAGCUGGCGUUUGUCUUGGAGCCCAGCGACGUGAUUGCUGUGCGGGACCGCCCUCUCCUCCUGCACUGCCAAGUGGAGGGCGAGGCGCCCAUCACGAUCACCUGGUCCCGGAACGGAGCGCCCCUCUCGAAUGACAGCCACACCGUCGUCCUGUCGAAUGGCUCCCUGCGCCUGGAAAGCGUCCACCGGCGGCCUCGGGGAGGGGGAUCCGCCGACGCCCCUGCCGACGCCAGCGACUCCAGCGCCGGGGAGUACAGCUGUGCUGCCCAGAACCGCUACGGCCUGCUGGUCAGCCGCAAGGCCCGGGUGCAGAUUGCCACGUUGUCCAAGUUCCACAUGCACCCGGAAUCCAUGUCGGUAGAGGAGGGAGGCGUGGCCCGUUUCCAGUGCUUCAUCCAAGGGGUCCCUGAAGCCACCAUCACUUGGGAGCGCAACCGCACGGCCCUGGUGACAGACGACUACCGGUUCACCUUGCUACCCACCGGCAUCCUGCAGAUCACGGGCGCUCGGCGCUCCGAUGUGGGGACCUAUCGCUGCGUGGCCAGCAACAUCGCCAACACCCGCUACAGCCAGGAGGCCGCAUUGAGCAUCAGUGUUUCAGCUCCCAAGCUCUACAAGGAGCCGGUCAUCCUGUCCGGCCCGCAGAACCUGACCAUCACGGUGCACCAGACAGCCAUCUUAGAAUGCAUCGCUACGGGGAACCCUCGGCCAAUCGUGUCCUGGAGCCGCCUGGACGGCCGUUCCAUCGGAGUCGAAGGAAUCCAGGUCUUGGGAACAGGCAACCUCAUGAUCUCAGACGUGUCGGUGAAACACGCGGGCGUUUAUGUCUGCGCCGCCAAUCGGCCCGGCACCCGCGUGCGCCGUACGGCGCAGGGUAUCCUCAUGGUACAAGCCCCACCGGAGUUCGUGCAGUGGCCCCAAUCCAUCUCCAAGCCGCCAGGCAGCAGCGCCAUUUUCACCUGCGUGGCGCAAGGUGUGCCGGAACCCCACCUGAUCUGGCUGAAGAACGGCAAAGUCCUGGCCCCCGGCGAAAACGUCAAACUCACGCACAACAACAGCACCCUGAUGAUCCAGCGGAUCGCCUCGGCGGACGAGGCCAUCUACCAGUGCAUCGCUCAGAACAGCGCCGGCACCAACCAGGCCAGCGCCCGGCUGGCCGUGGCCUUGUCCAAGGAACUGCCCAGCUCCCCCGAGGGCGUCCAGGCCACCGCCCUCUCCACCACCUCCAUCCAGGUGUCGUGGCUCGAACCCCCCAUGGAGGUGACGGAGGCCAUCAUUGGCUACGUGCUUCACAUCCGCAAGGCUGGAGAGUCCGACAGCCGGGAGCUGCAGGAGGCGGUCAGCAAAACCACCUUCCAGCACGUCUUCACCAACCUGGAGCCCUCCACGACGUACUCCAUCUACCUGAAGGCCUACUCGCCGCUGGGCGCCAGCCAGGAUUCCCAGCCCAUCCUGGCCACCACGCUGGGCAGCAUCCCUGCAGCAUUGGGCUUCUUCACCAAGAUCCUGAACAACAGCGCCGUCCACGUCUUCUGGGAGCUGCCCGCCCGGCCGGGCCGGAUCGAAGGCUUCAAACUUUAUCUCCGGAAGCUGCCCGACGCCCACUAUGAAGGGCCCCAGCUAUUGCCUGGCAUGGCCAACUCCUUCACGUAUAGUGACUUGGAGCCGUCCGCCAUGUACGAGAUCAAACUCCAGGCCUUCAAUGGGAACGGCGACGGGAACAGCAGCGUGAGAUUCGUCUCGCUCAGGGAGAACUCCGAGAGGCUGGAUGUCAACUCGGUGUGCCAGUGCGGGCAGGACGGAGAAAGCUCCCUGGCCGGCGUCGUGGUGGGCGUUCACAUCGGCAUGGCCUGCAUCAUAUUCUGCGUCCUCUUCCUCAUGUUCGGCUACCGCAAGAGCCUGUUCUGUAAGAAAGGGAUCCAAGAAAGCUGGACGGUCCCGCAGGGAACCGAGACGGUCCAAACCACUGCCCGGGAACUGCCCCGGACCCAACGCAAGCCGGAGGACGGGGCAAAACCUUCAGAGAUGGUGGAACUGGUCACUCAGAACGCCCCCUCCUCAGACGGACUCUACAGCCACGACACCCCCCAUUUCGAAGUGACCGUCGAGCGCUGCCCACCUUCCCAGCCCAGCGGCUAAGCCAACGCCGGUGGGGGCACAGAGCAAGGGGGGCCCUGAUUCGGAGCCACGGUGGCGGCUCCGUGGAAGUCAGGCCUCCCCUUUGCCCCGCUGCCCACCGGAGUCCGACCGUAAACCUCCAAAGAAUCUACCUCACCUCUGCCGGACCCCUCAUGUCCGGCCCAGCCGCCACUCGAGCCUGCCCCCCCCCCCGCCCCAACAUUGUCCCGGAUUAUCUAUUUUUGAUACAAAUACCAAAACUACCUCAACCUGCCAGCCACUCUGGCUGCCAAAUAUGUCCCCCCCCCUCUCCUCCUCACAAAAAAGGGGGCGGGGCAAUGCCAGAGAAGGGAAUUUGGGGACCAGCUUCGCCAUGGCAACGGGAAGAUUCCCAGGGCCGGAGGCAGCCAUGUCGAGAGGAA